This is a messenger RNA of Aspergillus bombycis, 807 nucleotides long. RefSeq lists its product as uncharacterized. Bases 1 to 807 code for a protein of 268 amino acids. The transcript has 6 exons. Lineage: Eukaryota; Fungi; Ascomycota; Eurotiomycetes; Eurotiales; Aspergillaceae. The record is from RefSeq and is a predicted model, not a curated record.
AUGUCCGACGGUGACGUCCAAGGACUUGUCAUUGACGCUGGCUCCUUCCGUACCAGGGCUGGAUUUGCCGGUGACGAUGCCCCUCGCUCUGUCUUCCGAACCGUCAUUGGCUCACGGUCUGUCGGCGACGAAGCCAUCCAAAACAACGAGCCCCUCGUAAACCCACUCCAAAACAGCUCCGUGACAAACUGGGACGCAUUAGAGAAGCUCUACCGACACGCCUUCUACCAUGAGCUUAAGGUCGCAACGGAAGAACACCCCAUCCUGCUCGCCGAAUCCCCAUUCACCUCCGACGCGGAUCGGGAGAAGACCGUGCAGAUGAUGUUUGAGAACUUCAACGCACCCGCCCUCAAUAUCGUACCCGAUGCCGUGUUGGCCGUCUAUGCAUCCAAUCGCACUACCGGCCUAGUCAUUGACGUUGGGUAUGAAUACGCCCGCGUCGUCCCCGUGAUCGAAGGGAGAUGUGUCGCGGAAGCAAGAGCCCAAGUUGAGCUGGGAGAUCUCUCAUUUGCUAUAUCAAACGUAGCUCAAAACUUCGACGAAAGCGUUCAGGCUACUUUGUAUAGUAAUAUCAUCCUGUCCGGAGCCAACCCGGAUCCUGGCCUGGCAGACCAACUGCACAAUGCGAUCGUUAACGUUGCGCCGGAAUCUGCAUCUGUGAACAUCGUUGAACCCGCGCAUCCUGAAUACUCGGUCUGGCUGGGUGGUACCAUUGUGGCUGCGGCUGACUCCCAGGGCAUUUGGGUGUCUAAGCAGCAGUAUGAUGAGGACGGUGCUAGGGUUCUGAAUGGGAAGUAUUAUGCAUAG